Physella acuta is the source of this 1321-nucleotide messenger RNA. RefSeq lists its product as uncharacterized. The record is from RefSeq and is a predicted model, not a curated record. NCBI's taxonomy places the organism in Eukaryota, Metazoa, Mollusca, Gastropoda, Physidae. Gene Ontology annotation, biological process: proteolysis. Gene Ontology annotation, molecular function: serine-type peptidase activity.
AGAAAUUCUAUAACUGCCUGGAAUUUCGCUAACCAUCUGCCAUUUAGCUCCACAAACGUAAAGUUUGUGUUUGGAAAUUAUACCAGUUUUCUUAUACAUUUUCCUUUUAACAAGUCAGAGUGAAAAUUUACGAACAUUCAUUUAUAAUUUUUACAACGCCUUCUUCUCAAUAACUUCGUUAUUUGUUUUAACCAAUCAACACAAAAAACUACAUGGAGUCCGAAUUCCGAAGGGCUUUUAAAAAUUCCAAAACUGAAGAAGAAAUAAGAGAAGUUAACCUAACGUGGGAAGAUACGCUCGCGCAGUGCAAGAAACAGAACGAUCAUGAAAAAUACGAUUAUUUCACAAAUUUUAGCAAGGAAAAACUGGUACAACAUAUCAAAGGUGACUUAAAAGAUGACGAUAACAUGGUUGAUAAUCUUUAUAAUUUAAUCAUUAGGAUGGCGAACCUAACUACAUAUAUAGAGCAUCAGUUUGUUGACGAAAAUGAAAAAGAUGAACAGGAAAAACAUAAAAGAGUUUGCGGCACUGGAUUUAUUCAAAGAAUUAGACACAAGAAAGGAGAAAUAUGCCAAUGUAAAUCUUGCGAGAACCCUGAAAACGAAAAGGCGAAAAAAUGGGCUAUUUUUACAGUGACAAGCGUGCAUCACGUGGUACAACGACUCCAGAAUAACAUGGGGAGUUCAGAGGUCAGACUAUUUUACGAUACGACAGACAGUCUUACUUGGAAAACCUUGGAUAUUCUCAAGGUUCAAGAUACCGACAAAGAUGGAGAAUAUGACUGGUGCGCCAUUCAAUGCGUGACACAUGACAAACAAAUAAUAAAGGAACUACAGAAAAACCUUUCAGAGUAUGAGACUCUGCAGAAGGAGAUCUACAAGGAAGUCAAAGAAACAACCCGGGAGGAUCUCCAACUUGUCGUCAUCACCGGACACCCUCACGGCAUGCCCAAGCAGGUCAGCAUCGGAGAAAAGAAAGGGAAGGAGGUUCUCAAGGACGUCCGCGAGAGACAAGAGUGGUGCCGGUACGGCUACGACACGGCAACGUGCCCGGGGAACAGCGGCUCGCCUGUCUACAUUGUGGGUCAGCCGCUGUGUGGCUUCGGCUACUGGUUCGGCCACACCCACAACCACAGCACGGGAUACGAUGCUGAGAAAAACGAAAAAUUUAAUUUCAGCUCCAUCGGCACGAUCCAGCUGCCCUAGGUCGUGGUGCGUGGUUAACACAUCAACAAGGUUUUAUCUUAGACUAGCACUCUUGUUAUGUUUACUUAAUGUAGCAUUUGUUUUUAGAUGUGUCUUCACUUCCUUUACUUCUCUGC